Molecule: messenger RNA, 318 nt
Organism: Psilocybe cubensis
Lineage: Eukaryota; Fungi; Basidiomycota; Agaricomycetes; Agaricales; Agrocybaceae
Exons: 4
Coding region: 1-318 (105 amino acids)
Cellular component (GO): fungal-type cell wall
Molecular function (GO): structural constituent of cell wall
Source: RefSeq, a predicted model, not a curated record
AUGUUCUCCAAGUUCGCUAUCUUCGCUGCUGCCUCCAUGGCUGUCUUCGUCGCUGCUGGUGACAUCAACGCCUCCUGCAACACUGGCGAUGUUCAAUGCUGCAACACCUCCUACGCUGCUGGCACCUCGGAAGCCAACUUCUUGGGCAGCCUUGUUAACGUCGUUGCCGGUGCUAUUACUGGACAGGUCGGCAUCAACUGCUCUCCCCUUAGUGUCAUCGCCGCUGGUGGCAACGUUUGCUCUACGCAACCCGUCUGCUGCACCAGCAACCACUACAAUGGUCUCAUCAACCUUGGAUGCACUCCUGUCAACCUCUAG